UUGGAGGGAUGCGGAAAGGCAUGCGGGGCAAUCUGCGCGCAUAUAGUGAGUUAUUGAAGCAUUGCCAAGAUGCAGACGCCCUUACGGACCGACUACAGUGCACAUUCGUAGCGCGAAACGCAAGGAAUGACCACUCCGCAUCAAUGAAUGACCCCCGGUGAUGGCAGCUAUGGGCAAGCGGUCAAGGCGAAAGCGCUUCGGCCCCACGGGGUUCGAGGAAUUUGGAGGCUACAUGAACGCGAAAAUACAGAAGCUGGAGAACCAGUUUCUCAACAGUGCUCAAAACGAAAUCGACUCCAGUCAGGAGGAUCAGUCAUCAGCUAUAUUCAAAGGAAUCAGUGUUUUCGUCAACGGCUACACAAAUCCUACUGCAGAAGAAAUCAGGCGGAUAAUGAUGCUACAUGGCGGCACAUACCAGCAUUAUUACAAGCGCAAACCUAAUUGCUACAUGAUUGCAACAAACCUCCCACCGGCAAAACUAAUAGACCUGAGGGAUUAUGUCGUCAAGCCCAAUUGGAUCUCCGAUAGCGUUCAAGCUGGGAAGCUGCUGCCCGUUCAAGACUACCUUCUUUACACUCCUGAUUUGAAGAAUGGCCAGCAGAAGCUAAGUGUGGUCAGAUGUGAGAAGCCAUCAACCUCAGCUGCCAGUCCACAAAAUUCCACAAGUCAAAACAAUGACCAAGACAGCUGGCUUUCCUCCGAAAACAGUCCUGACGAAGAUGAGCACACAGAAUGUCACGCCGAGAACAGUGUAAACAAUGUAAACCAAGAAUCAAAGAAGGACAGCAUCGAACCACGCAAAGCAGGAGAUCCCGGAUUCCUCGAGCAGUUUUACGGGAGGUCACGACUGCACCACAUAUCGACGGCAAGCAUCAAGCUUAGAGACUACGUCGCUCAGAAGAGAGCUGUUAGCAGUGGUGCAUUUGACGGCAUUGAAGAAUUGAAAUGCUAUUUGACUUCAAAAAGCUCGAGAGAGCAACUGUCUGUGGGCGAAGAUAAAGUGAUCAUGCAUAUUGACAUGGACUGUUUUUUUGUUUCCGUUGGCCUCCGUACAAGGCCACACUUAAAAGGAAAACCAGUAGCUGUGUGCCACGGAAAAACAUCUCUUGCUUCAGCGAGUUGUGCUACACUGAACUCCCAAACCGAGCGUAGCGAUUUAGUGUCUUGUUCAGAAGUAGCAAGCUGCAGUUAUGAAGCACGAAAGGCCGGUGUUAAAAGCCGUAUGUAUUUGGGACAGGCAAGAAAGUUGUGCCCGGCCCUAGUGGCCAUACCAUAUGAAUUUGAAAGCUACGACGAGGUCUCCAGGCUCCUGUACGACAUCGUAGCGAGUUUCACAUUGGACAUUGAAGCCAUUAGCUGUGACGAGAUGUUUGCCGACGUCACUAAUGUCCUGCAGCAGGCCAGCUGCUCACCAAAUGAAUUUGCGGAAUUUUUGAGAAAAAAGAUAGAGGAGAAGACCCUCUGCACUGCAUCAGUGGGUUUAGGGCCUAACAUGCUGGCAGCAAGGGUCGCCAAUCGGUUCGCCAAGCCAAAUGGUCAUCAUUUUGUGGACAGCAGCAAUCUUCUAACAUUCUUUGAAAAUGUCAACGUUAAGGACCUUCCGGGCGUCGGCUACAGGCUGCAGACUCAGCUGUCGGAGAUGGGUGUGGAAACAUGCAAGCAGCUCCAAGCACUGCCAUUGGAAACGCUCAAGGCCAAGUUCGGCGUCAAGACGUCAUCUCUCCUGUACAACUACGCCAGGGGCGUCGACAACCGGGGGCUGCAAUUCGACAAAAUGCGGAAGUCUGUGUCGGCAGAGGUCAACUACGGCAUUCGCUUCAAAGAGCCUACUGACAUGAUAAAGUUCAUUGGCCAGCUGUCUACUGAGGUGGAGAGGAGACUAAUGGAGGCUGGCGUUCAAGGACGCACCAUUACUCUGAAAGUCAAGGUGCGGCAGAAAGACGCCCCCUUGAACCCGGCUAAGUACAUGGGUCAUGGUUUGUGCGACAAUCUGGCCAAGUCUUCCCAUCUGCUGGCAGCGACGGCUAGCAAGGCCACCAUCUCAAAGGAGUGCUACAGCCUGGCGAUGCAGAUGCACCUCGUGGCAUCCGACAUCCGAGGGGUGGGCAUUCAAGUUGGAAGACUGGAGCCGCUACCAUCGGGGCAAGGUGGCGGUGUGAAGACGAUGCUGGACUUCCUUACGACUAGUAGGCCACCAGAAAACCACGAAGCAGCGGGGCCGAGCUCCGGACUGGCAGGAACGACCAAUGGCACGGCGGAGUCACUACCCAAGGCCGUCAGUCUUCCGGCGUUCUCGGAGAUUGACCCAGCUGUGUUGGACAGCCUACCUCCCGAUAUAAAGGAUGAAGUGCUGACCAUGUACAGAGAAAGUCGGCGAAAUCCUUUGCGCUCAAAAGACACAGCAGCUAGCACUAGUGGUGUCGGCAGCACCAAAAGUUCAAACCACAGCCAUCGCGGGGCACCAUCAUCAGCGGCAUCAACGAAGCCGAAAGCACAACCCACGGGUAGGAGAAGAGGUAGGCCACCGAAAGGUAGCAUCAGCCCGCAGAAAGCACGUCUCCUGGCAUGCCACUCUCUCAAGGAGUACAUGACCAAACCUGUACAGACAGCUGUAGAAACGUUUGAGUCUGUUAUUGACUCUGAAAAGAAGAUGGAGCAAGUCAAAGCUUUGCUGCAGCAGUGGAUUAACACAACAAACGAUUCUGUUCUCAAUUCGGAUGUGAUAGCGUGGACAAAUGUCCUGUGCAGCAUUGUCCAUGAGAGAAACCUGGAAAUGCUAGAUGUUCUACUCAAGUUCUUUCACAGGACCGUCCAGAAAAACGGAGCCCAGCUUUGGCAAGACACAUACAUGAAAGUCGUCAACACUGUGCAAGGCGAGGUCCUUCAGGUGUUUGGGCACUUCAUGAAAGUGCCGAUAUUUUAGAAAAGGCAAUUUUACUACUACGUGCGGGCUGAGUUGUCUACAGCCACUUUUUUUUUGCUUUUAUUUUUUUUUUCUAGUUUUACAUGCACUUUUUGCACUGUUGCAGGCAUUUCAAUGAAUGUUGCUGCAGGAAGGGAAAAAAAGAAAGAAUGCUUGAUUCGAAAGGCCUAGUGUCAUAGAACACUUGUUAUAACUUUACAACAAGAUAAUGUCUGAGCUUUUGUAUGUCUGUAUAUUUCCUUCUCCUUUUUUUUUUUUCACAUGCGCAUCCCCGUUGAGUUUUUGAAAGACAGUGUUAUGGAGGAAAAAAAAAAGCUGCCGGUAUUUAAAAACGGGUAUCCUUCAUUGCAUUUUCAAUGCUGGCUGUUGAUCGACUGAAUGAAGGUGACAUGCGUUCUCCCCGAAGCAUUCCAAACACGUACUAUAUUGCUCAUUUCUUCGAGGCUCGAGUCGCCUUGUCUGAAUGACCAGCGUCUUCGAGCCGAAGUAAUAUUGAGGGCACUGGCACUGCCUGCGUACCACGCACCGAGCAACGGUGCAUAUCACUGGCAUUCGCUGUAGUGCAAUUGAAAGCAUUUCAAUCUAAUUGAGAUGAACACAUGCAAAGCUUUGCUUUACUAGUUACCCACUGACGAAGUUUUAACUGGAAAGCCACUGUAUUUGCAAAUAUGUUGGGCCGGCGAGCUGCAUAGUGUUUUACCACCCUCAAAUUAGUUAGGUUGGUGGACUUUCGAGGGCUUUGUCCCAACUUGUACACAAUGCAGUUAUUGUUUUAUCGUAAUACCAGAGAAGCAGACAGGAACAGCAGCAUGGUCGUGGAAAUGUGUUGCGACAUUUUUCAAAAAAGGACAGAAUGUGUUGAAGCAUUCUGGCGUCGUGCAACUCUUUUCGUCAAAAGAUAAGGCUGUGCCGCUCGACACAGCUGUAGACCAGAAGAUUGUUGCAACGAACCUUCCAUGUGCUUUGGUUGACCAGAACAUCCCAAGAAGUCAGCAUUGUUGCUUUUAUCUACAUGUCUGGUGUCACUGUAAACGGUAACACAUCGCAAUCGAGCAAAAUAUUUUCUUUUUAAAAUACAUUUAUGGCCAUUACAGAAUGCAUGUCAUGCCCAGAGGUGAAAUCUUCUGUUUGUCCCAGUGUUGUUUAGAGUUUGCUGCAUUCUCUACAUGCUUUUAAUAACCUCGUAUGCUUGUGCCCGAGGAGUUAUACAUCCUGCUGUUUCUACAGGAUUAUGCGUCACGAAGCUCAACGUAACGAGUGUUUGUUGUUUAUUGAUUUUGGUUUGAAAGAAGUUUUACGAGUUCAGAAGGCCUUUUUUCUUCUUUGUCCUCAUAGUAAUAAGUUACAUGCAUGGUGUUAUAUUUAUUCAUAUAAACAUUAUUUAUGUAUAUUACUGUUUGGACACUGUUGAAACAUUUCAUUGCACUUGUGAAGUAUGUAUGGAGCAUCUUUCUUGUCUUUACAAAAAUAAAAUGAUUUUCCAAUUUA
This is a messenger RNA of Dermacentor silvarum, 4411 nucleotides long. It is a transcript of the gene Rev1, whose product is annotated as DNA repair protein REV1. The record is from RefSeq and is a predicted model, not a curated record. Lineage: Eukaryota; Metazoa; Arthropoda; Arachnida; Ixodida; Ixodidae. Gene Ontology annotation, cellular component: nucleus. Gene Ontology annotation, molecular function: damaged DNA binding; deoxycytidyl transferase activity; DNA-directed DNA polymerase activity. The transcript is spliced from 16 exons. Gene Ontology annotation, biological process: error-prone translesion synthesis; error-free translesion synthesis. Bases 161 to 2923 code for a protein of 920 amino acids.